Rhagoletis pomonella (apple maggot) is the source of this 966-nucleotide messenger RNA. Its product is annotated as putative gustatory receptor 39b. The record is from RefSeq and is a predicted model, not a curated record. The transcript is spliced from 3 exons. NCBI's taxonomy places the organism in Eukaryota, Metazoa, Arthropoda, Insecta, Diptera, Tephritidae. The annotation marks the transcript as partial.
AUGUUGCACGAAUGGCAACCGUUAUUCAAGUGGUUGGCCAUCGUUGGCCUGGUGCCAUACGCCCAACGCAACCGCAACUGCAAACAACAUUAUGAGCAAUGGCAGCGCAUCUACACAUCAGCAUUGCUUGUGGCGAAUUGGGUUUUAACCAUCUAUGGGGUAUACAACCAGCCGCUGGACGACGAAGUGCUUGUAUCGAAUUUUGUCAGCGUAAUGGUUUUUCUCAGUCAAAGUUUAGCACUCACCAUUUGCUUGUUGGAAGCGAUGUACACCUAUAGGCAAUAUUUCGCAUUCAUGCAACAAUCCCAACUCAUUGUACGACUCUUCAGGCAGCGCUUGCAAACCGGUCUAUGUCGUUGGAGAUUGCGGCGACUGCAGCGUACUAAAUAUUUGCUAUAUUCGGGUUUCGCCUAUGGCUCUCUUCCGAUAUCGAUGGUGGUGAUUUCGAUUAAAUACUACUACGGAUACUUUUGGUAUGCACUGGGCAGUAUUUUUGUUUUGCGUACCCGCUGCCUUUUGGCCAUUAUCUAUUUGGACUAUAUUGAUUUCUAUAUGCAACAUUUGAAUAUGAAGCUGCGUUCAGUGGCCAGCUGUCGCGUGAGCAAGCAGCGUUUAUGUUUGGAUGUGAAUUAUAAAAUGUUGGAAUCCUUCGAUUAUUUGUUACAAUUAAAAUUGCUUUUCGACGAAAUACGCAAGUUGACGCUAAUGUUUGAUGAUUUAUUCGCGUCGACUGUGCUCCCGCUGAUCGCUAUUACCACGCUUUUAUGCCAAGCGGGUGAGAACUGCAAGCGGCAGUCACUUAAGACGGGUAUUUUGAUACAACGUUUACUACAUAGUAAGUAUAAAUAUACCAAUGCAAAGGUUUAUAACGACUUGCUAUUCGAAUUCGCAAUGGAAAUACAACAAGAUCCUAUGAAAAUAGCAGUAAAAGAAUUUGUGACUGUGGAUCUGCGGUUGCUGAUGAAG